AUGACAGUAAUUCAAUGGAUUUUGUCCUGGCAUCCAGCAGGCAAAACCUCCUCGCAGUCCAUCUUCAACAUCCCAGGUCGUAUCGCCUGGUCUGCCAUGGAGAUUGUCGGCCCUAUCAACUUGAUAUAUAGCAUGGUCACUUCAUCGCCAUAUGCACCCUCAUUCACUGAUCUCCCCAAGUCCAACAUCCUCAUUGUAGCUCUGUACUGCAUCCACUAUUUCAACCGAGCUAUCAUCUCCCCUUUCUUCUCCGCCCCCAGCAUGUCCCCAAUCCACGCCGCCAUCAUGUCCUUCGCCAUGGUCUUCAAUUGGUUCAAUUCGGCCUGUCUGGCCGGAUGGUUGCGUGGAUAUACAGUCCCAACUAUCCCAAACUUCCACACAGCCAGCAGCGAAAGUCCAUCUCCUCGCUCUGCGGUUGUCGAUCUCCUCCCAACCGUGGGCGUAAUCUUGUUUGCCAUCGGAAUGGCCGGCAACAUCUACUCAGAGACAGCAUUGUUCCGACUUCGCCGCGAAGAAGCUGAAAGACGCGCUGCCAAAAAGGCAGAUGAUGGACCUCCGGCGCGAGCCGAAGCACAAGGAAGCCGAAACAAGUUCCACAAGGUCUACGUCAUCCCGCCUUCCCGUGGUGUCUUUAGAUACAUCUUGUAUCCGCACUACGUCUUUGAAUGGCUCGAGUGGAUUGGCUUUGCUCUCGCUGGUACGGCGGUUGCCCCAUUCUCCGCCCUCCCCGCCUCUGCGUCGACAUCUUCUGUGGGGAUCACUCCCCCGCUGCGUCUUGCGCCUUGGUUGGUGCCUGCUGCGUGGGCGGCUGGUAAGCUCGCUGUGCCGCUGCAUUUGCCUGCUGUGGUGUUUGUUGUCAAUGCGGUCACGAAUAUGUUGCCCCAUGCGCGCUGGGGACGGAAGUGGUAUGUUGAGAAGUUUGGGGAGAAGGCUGUCGCUGGCAGGGGGGGCUGUUGUCCCUGGCUGUGCGUGGAUGUGAAAUUGAGGUAG
Molecule: messenger RNA, 990 nt
Organism: Penicillium mononematosum
Lineage: Eukaryota; Fungi; Ascomycota; Eurotiomycetes; Eurotiales; Aspergillaceae
Product: 3-oxo-5-alpha-steroid 4-dehydrogenase family protein
Exons: 1
Coding region: 1-990 (329 amino acids)
Biological process (GO): lipid metabolic process
Molecular function (GO): oxidoreductase activity, acting on the CH-CH group of donors
Source: RefSeq, a predicted model, not a curated record